UGGCGCGUACUGCGUAGAGAGUGGGGUUUUGGGGAUUUUGAAUGAGAUUUGAAUUGAAUGUAGAAAAUUUCGUGAUUGGCGGUCGUUGACUCCUCAUUUUAUAUUGAUUUGUAGUUGUAAUUGUAUUGAUGGUAGACGCCGUCCACACGGAAUUGAACCCACAUCAGUCGUCCCAUAAAGACUAUAAUCUCUCACGCAGAAUCGAUUCCGAAUCAGAAUUUGAAAGACAGAGAGAAGCAGAGAAGACACGAGUCAGAUUUUGGAGGGAGAGGAUGGCGGAAUGCAGGCCCUUAGGGUUCCUCAUAGGAUUGCCUUUCGCUCUUAUUGCUCUCGUUUUAGCCGCUGUCGGCGCUGUUAUCUGGGUUCUUGGGAGCAUAUUGAGUUGCAUAUGUCCGUGUUGCUUCUGUUGCAGUGCAUUGGCUAAUUUGGCUAUGAAACUCAUACAGCUUCCAGUUAAAAUCAUCAGAUGGUUCACUGAUCAAAUUCCUUGCUAGCGACUCACACAUAAUCUUCUCCUCUCUUUAUUCAUUUUCAUCUUGUUAUUCUUACCGUCAUCACAUUAAUACAUCUCGAUUCUUCAA
This is a messenger RNA of Neltuma alba, 581 nucleotides long. Its product is annotated as signaling peptide TAXIMIN 2-like. The record is from RefSeq and is a predicted model, not a curated record. The transcript has 2 exons. Lineage: Eukaryota; Viridiplantae; Streptophyta; Magnoliopsida; Fabales; Fabaceae. The coding region runs from base 129 to 494 and encodes 121 amino acids.